Molecule: messenger RNA, 366 nt
Organism: Punctularia strigosozonata HHB-11173 SS5
Lineage: Eukaryota; Fungi; Basidiomycota; Agaricomycetes; Corticiales; Punctulariaceae
Exons: 2
Coding region: 1-366 (121 amino acids)
Source: RefSeq, a predicted model, not a curated record
AUGACCGGUUCUUGUGCGUGCGGGCCAUGCCUCUCCGCCUAUUUGUUCCUGCUGCGCCUCACUUCACACGAUCCGGAGGUCUACAUGUUCAGGAGCGGCAGCGGUAUCGUCGGCGGGCUCGCCUCGGCAAACAUCUCGAUGAUGAUCAAAGAGGGAGUUGUUCACGCCGGCGACUGGAUGAAAUAUCUGGUCGUUUUCAUUGGAGGACAAGAAGCCGGCAUCCACUGGAAGAAUCUCACAAUCGGGUCCGAGCCGUGGCGAGCCGUGUACGGUAAUGGGGACGGGCCGGUACUUGCCAUGCAUAAGCACGUCAUUCCUGAACGAAGGGCGCGAGGCACCCGCAGCCGUCUUUCAUGCGCGACCUGA